GGCGGUUUAUAUGGUCGCGCGCGCGGGCCGCUGGCUGCAGACAAUACGCCUCUCGGUUCCAGCGCUCCGGGCGUCGCCACCACCGCCACCACCGCUACCGCCACCGCCACCACCUACGCGAGAGAAGAAAUGUCUCAAGCAAGACCUGUCUCUAGGAACCUCUUUUUUUUGUACACCUUCCUGCAAAAUCAUGGCCCUGGCUCCCUGCACGAGCAAGUUGUGGGGGUUCCCGGCGUGACGGUGACCGAUGUCUUGGAGUUCGAUCCUGAGAUCUCCCCUGACCGUGACAGCCUCCACGAGUUGGCCGCGCAGCUAGCCUCCACUGCCGAUGACAUGGAGCUGAGGUUCGUGCUAUGCCAGUUUGCUGAGCUGCCUUGGAUGGUCAUAUACAGCUUGUUUUUCACCUACAACCAGACAGGCCUGAGAGAUGUUUAUAGAAGUUUUAUGUAUGCUCUCACUAACCUUAGGGAGAACAGAAGGUUCCGGAACUUCCUGGCCGGCAGGGGCAGGGUAUUCCCCGGCCCGUGGCGCGAGAUGGUGCUGUCCCUGCUGCUGGGGGUGCUGCUCAGCUGUGGGUGCCGCCUCGUCCACUGACAGCUGCCUGUCGGUGUGGGGGCAGGGCUGGCCCCUCCCCCUCGACUACCACCCUGGAGGUGGCCUUGUUGGUUUUGUUGUCUUUUUAACAUUUCCUGAUGACUUUUUUUUUAAUUUAAACUCUGAGUGCUGGGACACGACUGAGAAUCAUACUAACUUUUUGUACGAGAGAUGAAUUCAUUAUACCUCUGGGGCUGUUACUGGUUAACGCGCCCGCUCUCCUGGCCCCAGUCUGCCUGUCCUGAGAAGGAGCCUUCCUCUCGUGGGUGGGUCAAGGAGCCGGCAGCGGGGGGAGUGCUGGUCACACCCCUGUGUCUGUGAUGCCCGUGGCAAAAAAAAAUCUACUGGAAUAGAUUUCUGUGGGGUGAGGAGAGCUCAAUAAAAUGUUGGUUUCCAGCCA
Vicugna pacos (alpaca) is the source of this 994-nucleotide messenger RNA. RefSeq names its product BCL2 interacting killer (gene BIK). NCBI's taxonomy places the organism in Eukaryota, Metazoa, Chordata, Mammalia, Artiodactyla, Camelidae. Gene Ontology annotation, biological process: apoptotic mitochondrial changes; apoptotic process; male gonad development. The record is from RefSeq and is a predicted model, not a curated record.